ACCGACGAGUUUUUUCCUUCUUGCAAGGAAAUUAAUUCUGGAGCUGGGUGUCAGUCCUUUCUAGGGACUUUGUGGGUUCAAAAGUGCAAUCAAGCAACAGAACGGGGCUUUACCUACGCGAGAAUCUCCGCCGAGAACUUCAUGACCUUCAAGAAACGAAAUCUCUAUGCUAAUACCGAGGAGCCUGCGUGCGAAAGACUCCUCGUUCUGAGCUUCACCAAAGAACCACAUUCUACGGAUUUACCAGAGCGAACAAUCUUAGAGAGUUCUGGACUCGACUCCCUCUACAGAUCCACAACUCUGAAUACAACCUCCACGAUCCUGGCGAAAAAGGAGGCAUCUGUACUUCGAAAACCUACCUCAACUCCAAGUCCACGGAGAAUCCGACAUACCCAGCUAGCUUCUCCAUACCGAUGCUACAUCGAAAUUCAAUCGACCUUUCCAUCCGAGCCACGCUUCAUCCUCCCCUAAAGUCAGGUACCAGACAUCCAUAUCCCAAUUGCAAUCUCCGACCCAAGCCUCUCAAUACUUAGGUACUUUACCUACUCCCUUAUACAGUCCCGAAGUAGUAACAACAACAACCA
Messenger RNA from Sphaerulina musiva SO2202, 584 nucleotides. RefSeq lists its product as uncharacterized. Lineage: Eukaryota; Fungi; Ascomycota; Dothideomycetes; Mycosphaerellales; Mycosphaerellaceae. The record is from RefSeq and is a predicted model, not a curated record. The transcript has a single exon. The coding region runs from base 142 to 471 and encodes 109 amino acids.